AUGGCCGCUGUCGCCAUUCUGCCCAGAAGGCCUCUCAAGAGGGUCCUGGAGGCGGAUCCUCCUCCAUACCCCAGCUUGGCCUCACCUCUGGAUCUCAUGAUUUUGCCUACGUCUAGCGUCGAUUUCGGCCUUCAAGCCAGCCAUCUAAACUCGCCGAAAUCACCGAACGUACAAGUGACCCCGGUCGAACCUUCGGGUCCACCUGUUCGACGUCGUCGCCUGUCGUCCCGUUCAUCCAACAAGAGCCGAGUUUCCGCGCCGUCCGUGUCGUCAAUUAGUGACAUCCCUGACUCGGCGUCUUCUGUUUUCACGCCGGAGAUCCCUCAGAGCUACCGGGGUGGGCAGGUCUUUGCUAACCCGUUCGAGGACCACUUUGAGCUCGAGCACAAGGGCCAAUUUCGGCGUCUCGAGGGCAAGAACUAUCCCGUCGUCUCGGGCGCGAUCAAUGGAUAUGUCAAGAUUCCCAGCCGGUGGAGGGCGGCCAACCUGCGGCUCACGGAGUCCAACGGCGGCGAUCCAGCCACGAGCCGAGAACGAGAGUCCAUGUUGAAAUGGCUACAAUUUUCAAGUAUCCCGCAGCCCUGGUAUGACGGGCUCGAUGAUGUCGACCGGGGACUUUUUGACUUCUACGUCUCCGCCUGGUGCACCGGUAGGACCGUCCUCAGAAAGACCAACACGUGGCUGCGGGACAUUGCUCCCAUGGUUCAUCAAGACGGUGCCGUGAAGCAUGCCGUCCUCGCCCUCGCCGGCACCUACGUCUACGAUUACCACCACACGGAGAGGAUAAGACAGGCGGCCGAGCUCCACUACAGGAAGGCCGUCAUCAACCUGAGCUUGUCACUGACCAAUGCCCGCCAGCAGACUCCCAGCGACGCGGAAGCGGACGCCCUGGUUGCUGCCAUUGCGGUCCUCAACAUGAACGACGUCGUCAGCUCGGAGCACUGGAGAGGGAAAGAUGAACGCCCUCGGUGGUUGGACGGCGCGCACCUCGCCUGCCAGAUUCUGGACAUGACGGAUCCGGGUUACCGCUACCAGGACGCCAAGAAUAUCCAACCCUCUGAGGCCCGCAUGGGUAACGCCAUCAUUGCCAGCAGAACCGCCAUCCUCGCCCUCCCCAUGGUGCCCCUCGACCGCAAAAACACACAGGAUAAGCAGUUCGUCUGGCUGCUCCAAGGGCCAGAGCAGAACAUCACCAGGAUCCACGGCGGCUGCGGCAUGUCUCCGCUGCUUCUCUACCACUUCUCGCAAAUCACGCACAUCACCUCGCUCGUCAGCGAAGACCCCGUCGACACCGAGUUCUGGGCAGUCCCGAUGGCCUUGAGGAUGCUGGACGAGCUAAAGAACGUCCGUCAGUGGUAUGAGUACGAGCACAAGCGUUACGGCGAGUUCAACGACGUCACAAAGGUAUCCAUCAACGUCGACACCAUCCGCGACCAGCUGCGCUCCCGCUUCCUGGACGCCCACGGAGCGAUCAAGAACAAGGAGGGCAUGACGGCCUCGACCGCCGAGGCGUGGCGUCUCGCCGCCGUCAUCUACCUCCUGUGUCGCCUCCUGCGACUUCCCCGCGACCAUCCCGAGGUCCUCCUGCAGGCCUCCAAGCUCGCGGCGACCAUCCGCGUCAUGCCCACGUCGGGAUGCAUGUUCACCGCCCAAGCGCCCUUCUUCCCCGUGUUCCUGCUGGGCAUCGUAGCCGUAGAAAAGGACCAUUGCGAGUGCGCGAUGGAAUGGUUCGAGGCCGUCAUCGAGACCAAGUGCCGCUCGAGCGUCCCGCCCGCGUAUGACGCGCUGGUCGAGAUCCGCCAGUGGAUGUCCACCAACAUCAAAGACGCGCCCCAGCCCAUCCCCGACCGCAUCCGAGACCGGUAUGCGUGGUGGGAGGAUGUCGUAGAUCACGUAGCCCAGACUCUGACGACGUUGUGCUUGGUCUGA
Messenger RNA from Colletotrichum karsti, 1929 nucleotides. RefSeq lists its product as uncharacterized. Gene Ontology annotation, biological process: positive regulation of transcription by RNA polymerase II. The record is from RefSeq and is a predicted model, not a curated record. Gene Ontology annotation, molecular function: DNA-binding transcription factor activity; transcription cis-regulatory region binding. Bases 1 to 1929 code for a protein of 642 amino acids. NCBI's taxonomy places the organism in Eukaryota, Fungi, Ascomycota, Sordariomycetes, Glomerellales, Glomerellaceae. The transcript has 4 exons. Gene Ontology annotation, cellular component: nucleus.